AUGGCGGCGCUCGGGAGCAAGAAGCGGAGCGGCUCGGCGCUGUGGGGCGCGGCCGCGGCGCGGGCCGCCCCCGCCCCAGGGCCCGCGGGCCGCGGCGCCGGGGGCCUCGACAACGGCCUCCCGCCCCAUAAGCGCCCCAAGAGCGGCGAGGCAGCGGCGGCCGGGACCGACCCUUUCGGCGACCACGACGACUUCACGGCCGACGACCUGGAGGAGAUCGACAUCAUCGCCUCGCAGGCGCUGUCCCAGGGCGGCGCGGCCGCCGCGGCCCCGCGGGCGGCGAGGGCCUCCUUCGCCUUGGGCAGCGUCAGCCAGCAGCCGGCGACGGGCAGGCCCUGGGGCGGCGACGGCGCCGGCGCCGGCGGCGGGCGGAGGAAAGGAAGCAGUACAGAAGAUAGUCUGAUUAAAGAUGCAUUCCAGUUUGAAGUAUUACAAACACAGCAUGAAGAAAUUAAACAAAAGCUGAAAGAAAUGCAAGAUGAAAUUCUUACUAAAAAUGGAGAAAUUAAAAUUUUGCGAGACUCAAUGCAGCAGAUGGAGUAUGCUAUAGAGGAACAGAAAAAAUCAUAUAUGCUGUUGGAACAGGAAAAAUCUCAGGCCCUAAGUGAAAAAGAAAAAGAGUUCUCCAAAAAGUUAAUGUCACUGCAGUCAGAGUUGCAGUUCAAAGACGCAGAAAUGAAUGAGUUAAGAACACGACUUCAGAACUGCGAAAGAAGUAGGCUUGUUGCUCAAACCGUUUUAACGCCAAGUCCUAAAAAAAAUCUUGCAGUCCCAGUGAAAUCAGAAGGAUGUUCUCCACAGCCUGGAAAAAGAUCUUUUCCUACAAAAGAAUCUUUCAAUGCUGAAAUGUCCACUAGACCAUCCUGUUCUUCGGGAAAUCUGUUUGUCCAGAGUUCUUUGGUAAAGGAAGAGAGCAAGAUACCUCAUCCUGAAGUUUUACCUGUGAAGCAAGAAGCAAUGGGAAAAAAAAAAUGCUACAGCUCUGUACAUAAACCAAACACUCAAGGUUCUAUCUUACUAAAUGCACUGAUGAAGCAGCCUGUUGUCCCUGGGUCUUUACUAGGGCUCUGUCAUCUUCUUAGCAGUAACUCUGAGGCUCUUCCAGCAGCUAUCUUGCAACCUAACUUUUUGGAUUCGAAGCCUACAGGAAUACCCAGCAUCAGGACAACUCGAGAAGAAAUUGCUUCUCUUGUAUCCUUGAGAGAAGCUCAAAAACUUGCAAUAACAGGAUUGAACUUGAUUGCUAUGGAUGAAGGGUCAUCUGAAGGAAGUCUAGCAGAAAGUGGUGGAGAGUAUAUGCACCUCAAACGUUGCAAGAUCCGAGGCGCUGUGCAUCUCUUGCCGUUGGUAGAACACCAUGUUGGUGCAUACUGUCAAGCAGUACAAUUUGUCGACAAGUCACUAAAUGGUUCUUGUGGAAACCAUUCAGUUGUUUCUUCGAGAACUAAUGCAAAUGUGGUAUCAAGUAAGGAGGACUUCAGAUUGUCUCUUGAAGAAACUACAGUUGUAUCUCUGGGCAUUCUUUAUUAUUUGGUAUUUUAUAGCUGGGAUGUUGUUCACACAUUGCUAUCUUCUGAGGUGGAAAGAGACUCUGCUGUUGGAAAUGAACAGGUUUCCCAGAUGGACAAAAAUAUGUUGUGUGAUAAUCAGCAUGGUAAUAAAGAAGAUGGUAGGACACAAAGAGGACUACAUGCAGCUUCACGAGAUGAACCUAAUAAUGAUCAAGCUCAACAUUCUUUGUUCAAGAAGUUGCUUCAGGUUUUAGCUUUUUCUGCUGCAGCAGGCUCCCAGACUGACAGUGUACUAAACCAAAGCCUAAAAGUUUUGGUGAAAUUAGCUGAAAAUUCAACAAUGGACUUGCUAAUAAAAUUUCAGGACUUAUUUAAUAACCAGAUACUGUUCCGUUGUCUGUGUCCAGAGACACCCUUGCACGCUGUCCUUCUGACUGUGAGACUGUUGUCUAUUUUUGCUCAACACCACAUGUUGGUUGCUCAACUUUGUUCUCAUUCAGACACCUGCCUUCUUCUUGCACUGUACAUGUAUAUUACAUCAAGACCAGAUAAAUCUGCAUCUGAAAUGCUUUGGCUUCAGUUAGAACAAGAGACGCUUAGACUGCUGACAAGGUGUUUGCGGUGUUCCAGUCCAGCGGUUUCACUACUUGGUACUGAUUGCCAAUGUAAUCUUGAGGUGGUUAAGGCACUAAUUAUAAUGUUACACAGACAGUGGAUGAAGAUUAGAAGGUCUGAGAGCACAUUGUGUACAUAUAAGGAAAACAUUGUUCAAUUUUUACGAGAUGCUGUUUUACUCUUACACAGCCUAUCUCAGAAAGAUAAACUGUUCCAUGAACACUGUUUGGAAGUUCUCCAUCAAUAUGACCAAGCCAUGCCUGGUGUAAGAGCCAUUCUCAAAAAAACUCAAAAAUUGAGUGCCUGUGAAGAACUGAUUUUGGAUGAAUUGUAUCCUCCUGAGCCAGAAGCAGAAGAUCAAGGAAUGGACUCCAGCUAGCUAACAUCUAGCAAAAAUCUCUGUCCUUACUUAUCUAAGUCUUAUUAAUCAUUGUCAGUGUAAAUCUGAAAUUUAAAUCAGUUUUUUUUUAAGUGAUGAAUAGAAAUUUAGUCCGAUCAUUUUAUUCAAGAGCCAUCUAAAUGUAACUGAUGUCAAAGAAAGAAGUUUGAUGUAAGAAACAGUUAUACUGAAAUGUACUCUUUUGCUGUGCAAAACCACUCAUUGCCUUGUGAACAGUUCUCCUUAUGAAUUUCAUCCUUUAUGAAAUUGCUGUGGGUGAACUGAAACUUCACUAUUCUCCAUUUUACUGUGACUGCAGCUUUAUGAUGCUGAAUGUGAUAGAUGUUUUGGAUCACUGAGUUGAUACGGAAGUGUUUUGAAAAUAUUUUCUCUGUUCUGUAUCUUUUGCAGCUCUAACUUUCUUGCUUGAUUUCAAGAAUUCUCAUGCUGACAUUAGUAAAUAGUUUCCUGUGAUUUUAAUUUUUUUUGGAGAAAUAACUUAGUUUGCAGUUCAGCUCUGUGUAAGAAAUUCAUCAAAAUCUUCUAGUGAUUACCUCAGUUCACUCAUUUUUCUCAACUUCAUAUUUCUGCUGAAAGUACCACUAUUGAGGUAGCAAACUUUUUUUUUUUUUUUAAUUCCCUUAGAAGAAUGAGAUGGUAAAUGUUGAAGAUAAUAUUCUCUUACUGUGCAAGAGGAUAAAUCUAUGCAGAAUAACCCUUUUUUGGUUGUAGUAUCAGAAUCUGCUUUGAGAUAAAGAUGAGUUCUGCUAAUGAUUGAAGGAAGAACUGCUGCUUUGCCCUUUCAGAUCUGUAUGUUUAUCAGCUCAUACUCAGUUGCAGGUAUCAGCUGAACCUUAGAUCCUAAAAGGGAAGUAAAAAAAAAAAACAAAAAAACAAAAAAACAAAAAACACCUUUCAGAACUAGUUAAGACAAGCCUGUGCACCUAUUUCAGUAGCAUUUAUACUUCCCUUUUUUUGUGGGGGGGAAGCAGAUACUUUAUUCUAAUUACAGUAAAUGCUGGUUUACAGCUCCUUGUGACAACUAUCACUGUUUUCUACAAGUGCUUUAAGUGAAAGGUCCAUCUAGGCUGCCUCUCAUAAGAAGAAAAAAAACCUUUCUUUAGGCCAAAGUUGCUUUUAUUGUAGCCUCUGUAUCAGAAGAGGGGAAGAUAUAAGAUUCUGCAGAUGGUAAAUUAAAUUAAAAACUGAAGUGCUUAACUGCCAAGAGGGAGAUACGUAAGUAGUACUUUUCUAAUGUUUAUCAGGACACUGUAGCAAUGUCUACUUUAAAAGAAAGUUUUUGCUUCUGAAUUCUAGAUUUUACAGCUAAAGUGCAUCUUCUUAUAGCUGAGGGAAUUGUAAAGGUGCAAAACCCUGCACUAAACAGAUGCUCAGAGUGGCACAGAAUCCUAUCAGGACAGGGUAACAGAAGGGCAAAGAGCACUGUUUGCAGUGCUCUUAAUUUAGAACCCAAUAUUAACUGGCCUUUCACUACUGUUUUAAUAUCUUGGAUUGUUUUUAACUUUUAUCUGUUGUAUAAGGAAGCACUACAUCCUCCUCUCCAGGGUGUAGGAGGCAAAUUAAAAGACUGCCUGCAGCUAGAGCAGGCC
Molecule: messenger RNA, 4115 nt
Organism: Rhea pennata
Lineage: Eukaryota; Metazoa; Chordata; Aves; Rheiformes; Rheidae
Gene: ATRIP
Product: ATR interacting protein
Exons: 13
Coding region: 1-2505 (834 amino acids)
Biological process (GO): DNA damage checkpoint signaling; DNA repair
Source: RefSeq, a predicted model, not a curated record